GUUUUAUUAAUUUAUAGAGGAAUAAUAUUUAUCGUAUAAAUUUCAAGAUUUCUUGUAAAUAAAAUUAGAGUUUUAUAAUUUUAUACUUCUAUCGGAGCCGAUGUUAAUUUCAUUAGGCGACGGAUAUAUGUACGUGUAUAUAUGUAUAUGUAUGCAUAAAAUGUAAACACAUAUAUGUAUGUAUAUUUCGUCUCCGUUGCAUUAGCUUAGAAAGAAUAGAGUUUUAGAACGAGAUAGCGAGUCGCUGACCAAUUAAUCGAGACUUCGGAUGUAACCUCGCGCGCGCGCGCACGCACACGCACCACGCAUGUGUAUAUACAUGCGCUUUCAUAUCUCGAUCUUCUCGACUCUUCUUUGUAUUGACCCACCCACACUCCGGAAUCUUUCGGGCGUUCGUUCGUCUCAGAUUGCUCUCAACUUUUACGAGCUGAGACAAAGGGCGAGCGGAGCCGACAGGACGGUACACGGUGUUCGGAGCGAAGUGCCGGAGUCGCCGCGAGUCAACGGAUCGAUCAUGGAGCGGCGCGCAUCGCGCCUCCGAGCGCCCUGAAGAGAAAAGCGUUGUUCUCUACCGCCCAGCGAGGCGACGAGGAGAAAGAGUCCGCGCGAGUGUCAGCGGUCGAGUCGCAUUGCGUCGUCUCGUUCGCAUUCGACUGCGCUGGGCGUCACUGCGUCGGGGAGCAGAUCGGUAUCGAGGACGGCACGACGCAUGAACGCACGUCGAACGUCGGGUGGUUGAGAACCGCUCCUCCGGUAUAUUUGUAUAUUUAAUUCCUCCUUAUCUCUCCCUCUCUCUCUCUUUCUGUCCUGGCGGUGCGCGCGAUGCACCGUGCAUGGAAUUCGCGCGACGCAAGAGGAAUGCUCGUCGCCCUCGCGGCGUCGCAUGCCGCCGUCGUGGUAUCGCGAGUUUCGCACAAUUCGGCUGCGAGACAUGAUCCGUCGGGACUCGUUUGUAUAAGUCAUAAGAUGUAUUAAAUUGCCCCAUCUAUUGCUUGCGAUACCGUCGUCUGAGAGUGCACGCCGACGAGCCGUGCGACGUUGACGCAACAUAUCGCGACAAUGCCGUCUUUGUUUGCAUUAUUGUCACUAGAAGAGGAAAACGCUGUUUUUUUUUCUUCUACACAUAUAACUCGUCGCAGGUGAACUUUACAUCCUCGGCACAAUGACUUCGGGUUACUUCACUUUACCAGUUAAUAUGGACAGGGUGUGUAGGAUCUGUCUGACUGAGCGCACCAACUUGUCCUCAAUUUUCUCCUCCGAGAAGGAACCUCUGGAGGUGAAUGAUCUCACAGAUCUCUCGCAGAAGAUACAAGUCUGCGGCUCCAUCGAGAUACAUGAACAGGAUGGAUUGCCUUCCCUCAUAUGCGACGCUUGUAUCUAUAAAGCCAGCGUCGCCCACGAAUUCAGGCAGCAGUGCCAACACUCCGACGCUAGGUUGCGCAUGUACUACAAUAAGCCUGCCAAGUGUAUUAAACCUGCUAUGGAUUUUCAGGACUCUUGCACACAGACAGAUAUACAAAUUGUAUUGUCAAAGAAGCCAGACCCUUUCCAAGAGGAUUAUUUUACAAGGGAAGACAUGCAAGUGGUUGCUGCGAGUGUGCAAGAAGAGUACAUUCAAACUACCACUGUUACUUCGUUUCCCAAAAGCGAAGUCAAUCUGAACGCCAAUCAAAUUCAGAUACCAGAUGAGAAACUGUUCAUUUGUUCCAUCGGAUUUGAAGGGGGUAAAGAAGAAGGAGGGAAGGAUUCCUGCCUAGCGGAGGUUCAUCAAAUGACGCACAUAGCGGAGGAGCAAGUGCCGGAUACGUCUAACAUCAUCAAUUUACAAAACAAGGAUGACGACAUCAAAGAGACUAAUCAGUACAUGGAAAAAAAUAAUGCGGAACAAGAGGAGCAAUUUGUCAAUGAAAGCCUACCUAAUAAUAGUGUACAGGAAGAGGAGAGCGUUCCGCAAAAGCGUACGUCCACGAGAAAGGCAAAAUCGGCUAGAAAAAUGUACAGCGACGACGAGAUCGUUGACAAUUAUUACGAGCCGAGCAGUGAUAGUCAGGAUUCAGUGGAGACGAAAUUCAAAUGCAAGAUCUGUUCCAAGCAGUAUGCCACGCAAAAGGGUCUGAAGAAGCACUCGUUGGUCCACGAGAAGAAGUACAAGUGCGACAUCUGCCUGAAGAUGUUCUAUAAGCAGGAGAACAUGGAAAACCAUCGGAAGAUUCACGUGUCGAAGCCGCACGUGUGUCAGCUCUGUCACGCGUCCUUCUCCAAGUCUCAGAGCCUCGUGAGACACUUGAAGUCGCAUACGGAGAAGGUGAACGAUAUGAUAAAGCAGAUCAAUACGAGUGAACGAAAAGACAAUAAGGAGCCGAAGAAGGAGCUCAAGAGCGAGGACGACACCGAUGACGAAACCGGGCCGGCUGGAAACGAAGCGGAUGAAUUCGAGAAUCCGCCCGAGUUGUACAAGUGCGAGAUCUGCAACCAGUAUUGCUCAUCCUUGAAAAACCUAAGAAGACACGCCCUUGUGCACGGGGACAAGAAGUACUCCUGCACCGUGUGUAAGAAAUGGUUCUUCAGGCCGGACACGUUGAAGAAGCACGCGGAGAAGCAUGGGCAUGGGCUGCUGGAUAAUCUGGUGGACGACAACAAGCUAUACGACUCGGACGACAAUGACUUACCGAGCGGUAACACGAUGAACGCCACGCCGGAAACCGAGAACGUCAAGAAGGAGGAGAGCGACGAAGAGGGAUCCGGGGAGUACAAGUGCCAGCACUGCGACAAGGUCAUGGCCACGAAGAAGGGUCUGCGACGGCACGUAUCGAUGCACAAGCCGAAGGCUGAGCCUGUUACGUGCGAGAUCUGCAGAAAGGUUUGCGCUAGUCAGGCACGUCUCGUUCUCCAUCAGAGGACGCACAAGCCGAAGGAAAAGGUGCCGCGCGAGUACCUGUGUCACAUCUGCAGUAAGGUGUACCCGAGCAAUUCGUCCCUCACCUAUCACAUGCGAACUCACACGGGUGUCAAGCCACACGUAUGUACGACGUGCAAUAGCGGCUUCACGACCACGACUAGCCUGGCGAAUCACAUUCGCAUUCACACGGGCGAUAAGCCGUUCGUCUGUCAUGUAUGUAGCGCCGCAUUCGCAGUGAGUUCGGCCUUUCGCAGGCACUUGACCCGGCAUACCGGCGAGGCAAACUACCUCUGCAAGACCUGCGGCAAAGCGUUCAAAAGGCUCAGCACAUUGAAGGAACACACGUACACGCAUUCGGGCGAGAAGCCGUACGUAUGCAAGACGUGUGGUGCCGCGUACAGCCAUAGCGGCAGUCUGUUCGCGCAUCAGAAGCGCUGUCGCGCCCAGUACGGCGAGAUGAUCGUCGAUGAUCACAAUCAUCAUCACAUACCGCACACGGUCACCCACAUCCACGUGAAUAUGAAUAAUGUGAAUAACGGAACGGCGGUACGACCAGUCGCUGUGAUAGGUCAAAUGUUCUAAGAAUGAGGAAUGUGAUGUUACAAAUUACAACCGUUAUUCGUGAGUGUCUGCGACGAAUUGUCGUAUACAAGCUAUUGCUGCUACAGCUGUAAAUUCUACGCAUACGAAACGCAUGCAACACAAGUUAUACGUCAGCUCUGUAAAUACACGUGCCAGCUCUUUUGUCAUAAUGGAUAACGUUCCUUGGAUAUACCCGGCGUUCGAAGACAUUAGUGCUCAAGCAACACAGAUUCAAAAUACGUUUAAUAAACGUUAGAAAUCAAUUUCAACCCUUUCAGCUGAAAAAGUAAACGUUAAAAGUUUGAUUUUUUUCUAAAAAACAUUUUUAAAAAAAGCUUUUAUAAGAUUUUAAAAGAUUUUAAAAAGAUCUUAUAAUGUUUACUUUAAUAUUUUUACUAGUUUAAAAUAUAAUAAAUUAUUUAUUAAAAUAUAAUUUAAUAAAAUGUUUCGUAAAUGUUUUUUUCACAUAAAAACGUAUAGCUAAACAUUUUUUAAUAUUUAAAAGAUUUAUUAAACGUAAAUAGUUUGCUUGAGUGCUUUGCUUUUAAACCACGUAAAUGAGUAUCCAUGGUAAUAAAAUUAAACAUAAUGUUUACACGAGGAAGAAUGAAGAAUUUUCAAAAUGGAACAAUUACUGUUGUUAAAAAUUGUGAACUAUUUUUUUAUUAUUUGAUAUCGUAGGUAUGAAUAUUUGUGGAUUCCACAUAUUUCAACAUGUGUACAUAUAUACAUAUAUAUUUUUGUAUGUAUUCGUAUAAUCCAGAUCUUGUUGUACCACAUAUUACAUGAUAGUUGUUUACGUUGUGUUAUUUUAGGAGAGAAUAAUUACAAGUCUUUGUCAUACAGCAAAGUUCCAUUUCUUUCCUUCAUCUGUAAAGUGUUAUUUAUCUGAUUAUUUAUCGAAUCGAUUAUCAUGAAAAUUAAAUUAAUAAAUGAAUUGGAAACAAGAGAGAAAUUAAGAAAAUUAAUUCACGAUGGAAAAGAAAAAUAUAACGCGACUGUAUUUAGAAAUUCAAAUAAUCGAAACGCAUAUCUUCUAUCUUUUUCUUUUAGAUUUAGAAAUUUGUAUGCAUGAUGAUGAAUUUAUAAAAAAAAGCCAACAUACGAAGCGUAAUUAUUAAUCGUUUGAUUUUUAGUGUGUUUUAAAAAUUCCGAUAGUUGCGCAAGAAUAAUAGCACUAGAAAUGUAAUAUCAGGUAUACAAUUUCUGGGCUGUGAUUAUAUUGUGUACGUGAUAAUCGAAUGAAAGAACUCGAUAUGAUUAUUUAAUAAAUUUAAUCGGCAUGUAUUCGAUCGCCAAAUGUCAUAAUUAAAUGAAUGAUAAUCAUAUUCAUACUCUGUACACAUUUACGAAAAUAGUUAAUUAUAUAAAUAAAAUGAGGACUAAAUAUUAUCACAGAAGAAAAUAAUAUUGUGCGAUCAUAUUUUUUAACUUUGUUAAAAAUGAAAAUCUUAACAUUAUAUGUUAAGUACAUAAUGUAACUAUCAAGAAAGAUAUCUUAUGUUCUUUUAACUGAAAAUAUUGUGUUGAAAGUAAUAAUUACAAUAUCAUUUUUGAUAAUUAUUGAUUAGCAAAAACAUGCUUAUUUUUUUUGACAAAUCGUAUUUAAAGUAUUAGAUUUACUUUAAUUUUUAAUUUAAUAGAUAAAAACGUGACUUAUAUAAAAUAAAGUGUACAAAUAUACAUAUACAUAUAUAUAAUUUAGUUAUAUAUAUAUAUAUAUACAGGUAUAGACGAGACUGAUCAUCAUUCAUUUAAAUAUUUAAUGGUAUAAAAUUUGUAAAUCUUAUUUUCUCAAAUGCUGAAUGAAGUAAAAUUUAUAUUUUAAAAUCUUAGCUAGUAUUGUCAUUUUAUUAUAUUUUUUGUACCGCUAAUAGAAGUAUUAGCUUUUCAGUCUACAGUUCUUGUUGCGAUAUAGAUCUCUCCAUCUCAUUAUUAUAUGAUUAUCAAUGCAUAAUUAAAUGAAUUUUUUAUCGAUCAAAAAA
This is a messenger RNA of Monomorium pharaonis (pharaoh ant), 5466 nucleotides long. Its product is annotated as zinc finger protein 708. Bases 1163 to 3481 code for a protein of 772 amino acids. Lineage: Eukaryota; Metazoa; Arthropoda; Insecta; Hymenoptera; Formicidae. Gene Ontology annotation, cellular component: nucleus. The transcript is spliced from 3 exons. The record is from RefSeq and is a predicted model, not a curated record. Gene Ontology annotation, biological process: regulation of DNA-templated transcription. Gene Ontology annotation, molecular function: DNA-binding transcription factor activity, RNA polymerase II-specific; RNA polymerase II cis-regulatory region sequence-specific DNA binding; zinc ion binding.